CGGUCAAACCGGGGAAUCGAUUCCGCCCUGCCGUGUGUGUGUGUAGAACGGAGGGUGAAGGCAGGCGCCAUGGCUGCACGUGGAGCAGCGUCUCUGUCCCUCAAGGCCGUGAAGAGCAUCUCCGUCCGCCUCUGUCCCUUCCAGGACAACGUGAGGUCCACCAGGGAAUUCCUCAUGCUGAUCGGCUCGGAUAAGGUGCGCGAUUCCAACGACAAAUGCAACAUCACAACCGAUGUGCGGAACGACAAUUCCGAGCCGCAAGUGGACAUCAUCUUCAAUGACGGAGACAAGCUUGUCAUGCGGGGAGCAUUUCUCACCUCCAAGGAGAUGUUCCAGGCUUUUAAGCAGAAUAGUAUUCACAAGGACUCCAAAGACCCAAUUUCCACUUCUGGUGCCAAGCGAUGACUUUGCCCUGCAGAAUGCAUGCACGCCACACUUAUGCUGCCCUCUUAGCCUCACUGACAGGAAUUGUCUGUGAGGCACCUCGGGUUAGCACGGUUGGUUACGUACUGUGCAAAAUAACUUCAACAUACGUACCUCUUUUCCACUGGUAUAUCUGAGGUGUGCCAGCGUGGGACUCAAGGUACGGGUGGUAUGCCACUGGCUAUUUUCUGAGCUGUGUUGGAACCAAACUCUGACAUACUUGCCUUGCAAGAUAUCUGAAUCUGGCCUAGUGCCAAGUGUGGUUAAUUACUCAUUUGUUGUGUGUGACAUCAGUACAAUGUGAGGACACGGCAUCAGUGCAUCAUGUGCAUGCGACUUGACUUGUUCAUUGUGUGUGACUUACGUGGCACGGCUCGGCUUCUUCAGUGGAAAAACAACCUAGCACUUCCUGAGCCGUGCUGGGCAGGCUCGGUGCUGCCCCAGCGUGGCUCGGUUAUACAGUGGAAAAGAGGUACUACUGAGGCUUUGUACCAGCCUCUGAGUUGUGUGUGAUUGCAAGACAUUUUCCAUGUCGUCUCUUUUAAGAUGCCUCCAACAGGGAACCGGGCAUAAUUAUUUUUGCAUAUCAGCAAAAACAAUUAGGCAAUGCCUUGUGAAAGGUAUCAUGAUCAAAAUACGUAUAAAGUGAUGUGAAUUGGAAAGCGGACUUUGCUUUAAUAUUAAACGCGUUUUGUAUGUAAAAAGUUACAGAGUCAUUUAAUACAAAUAUCCUAAGAUUUUCUUCUGGUCUACAUGUAAAUAUAAUUGAGCCGGGCAUGGUGGUGCACAGCUGUCAUCAAACACUUGGGAGGCAAUGGUGGAUCACUCUUGAACCCGCUGGGCUACGAUGAAAUUAGGUGAUGGCAGUACUGCAAGUGGAUUUAAUCAAUCUGUGUGGAGGUUUCUGUUUUAUCCCCUCAUAGGUGGGGUUUUCUUUCAGCACUGGUUUCCCUUCCACAUGUCUAACACGCAAUAUUGGAAUUUGGCAAACAUCCCAAUGCAAGGGCCUCCUGAAAAUAGGCUUUCCUGGAUAAAUAAUGGACUUUAUGAAUUUUUUUAUACCAUAAAUAAAAUUAUUAAUUGCAAUUCUG
Molecule: messenger RNA, 1514 nt
Organism: Petromyzon marinus (sea lamprey)
Lineage: Eukaryota; Metazoa; Chordata; Hyperoartia; Petromyzontiformes; Petromyzontidae
Gene: MRPL53
Product: mitochondrial ribosomal protein L53
Cellular component (GO): mitochondrial large ribosomal subunit
Source: RefSeq, a predicted model, not a curated record